Triticum dicoccoides is the source of this 2382-nucleotide messenger RNA. RefSeq names its product cationic amino acid transporter 3, mitochondrial-like. Gene Ontology annotation, molecular function: amino acid transmembrane transporter activity. NCBI's taxonomy places the organism in Eukaryota, Viridiplantae, Streptophyta, Magnoliopsida, Poales, Poaceae. Gene Ontology annotation, biological process: transmembrane transport; amino acid transport. Bases 173 to 2053 code for a protein of 626 amino acids. Gene Ontology annotation, cellular component: membrane. The record is from RefSeq and is a predicted model, not a curated record. The transcript is spliced from 14 exons.
CAGAGAGAGAAAACAACACGCGAGAGAGAGAGAGUGAGAGCGAGGCCGCCUCCGUCUCCACUUCCGUCGCUUUCUCGCCGCCCAAUCCCCGCGUAAACCGCCAGAACCCCGAUGCCCUUAUCCGCCCUCUGAUCGAGAUUGCUUGGCUCUCGGCGCCGCCAAAUCCCUCCCGAUGGCAUUGCAGAUUGGCGGCGGCGGCGGCGGGUUCCGGAGCCUGAUGCGCCGGAAGCCGGUCGACUCCGACAGGGCCCGCGCCGGGGGGCAGCAGCUCGCCAAGGAGCUCAACAUCCUCGAGCUGGUCGCGAUCGGGGUUGGUUCGACAAUUGGAGCUGGAGUAUAUGUUCUUGUGGGAACAGUUGCCAGGGAGCAUGCUGGUCCAGCAUUGGCAGUUUCAUUUCUGAUAGCUGGAAUAGCUGCUGCACUUUCAGCAUUCUGUUAUGCCGAGCUUGCUAGUCGUUGCCCCUCUGCUGGAAGCGCCUAUCAUUAUUCAUAUAUCUGCAUUGGCGAAGGUGUUGCCUGGCUGAUUGGCUGGUCUUUGGUGCUGGAAUAUACUCUUGGCGGAUCUGCUGUUGCUCGUGGCAUAUCCCCCAAUUUAGCCUUGUUUUUUGGAGGACCAGAUAGCUUGCCAUGGAUAUUAGCACGGCAUCAACUUCCAUGGUUUGACGUUAUUGUUGAUCCCUGUGCUGCUGCUCUUGUUCUUGCUGUCACUGCUUUAUUAUGCCUAGGGAUAAAAGAGAGCUCAUUUGUACAAGCAAUUGUGACGAUUAUGAAUGCUUGUGUGAUGCUAUUUGUGAUCGUAGCUGGUUGUUAUAUUGGCUUCCAGAUUGGAUGGGAGGGCUAUAAGGUUACUGACGGGUAUUUUCCAUACGGAGUAAAUGGAGUGCUUGCUGGAUCAGCAACUGUUUUCUUUGCAUACAUAGGCUUUGACACAGUAGCGAGUACUGCCGAGGAGGUGAAGAACCCACAACGAGAUCUACCUCUGGGAAUAGGAGCAGCAUUGUCUAUUUGCUGUUUCUUGUACAUGAUGGUCGCUGUUGUUAUUGUUGGGAUUGUACCGUAUUUUGCUAUGGACCCAGAUACACCUAUUUCAUCCGCCUUUGCAAAACAUGGAAUGCAGUGGGCAAUGUAUGUUGUGACAACUGGUGCUGUUCUUGCACUGUGUUCAACCUUGAUGGGCUCACUUCUUCCACAGCCUAGAAUACUGAUGACCAUGGCAAGAGAUGGACUGCUGCCAUCUUUCUUCUCUGAUGUGAACAAGCACACACAAGUACCUGUCAAGGGCACAAUUGUGGCUGGUAUCUGUGCUGCUGCUCUGGCCUUCUUCAUGGAUGUUUCUCAGUUGGCAGGAAUGGUCAGUGUAGGCACACUCCUGGCGUUCACCAUAGUAGCAGUAUCGAUCUUGAUACUCAGAUAUGUUCCUCCAGAGGAGGUGGUCCCUCUAUCAUCAUCUCGGCAAGAAUCAAUGGGUUUGAACCAAGAAUAUGAUGAGGAAAAGGGUAGGGAUCCACUUGGAGAUGAGAUCUGCGACACAUCUCAAAUAAAGGAUUUGAUUAUGACAGAAGCAAUGAAGGACCCUCUUCUCGAGAAGAAGCAACACAAAGGCACGAUGGAUGAGAUGAAGCGUCGAAAAAUAGCUGCUUUCAGCAUAGGCUCUGUCUGUCUGGGAGUUCUGGUCCUCACUGCUUCAGCUUCUGCCACAUGGCUACCUUUCCUACCGCUUUGCAUUGGUUGCAUUGUUGGUGGUGUGCUCCUUAUACCUGGUCUUGUUGUACUCUGCUGCAUUGACCAAGAUGAUGGCAGACACUCUUUUGGUAAUUCUGGAGGAUUCAUGUGCCCCUUUGUUCCAUUUCUACCUGUUGUAUGCAUCCUCAUAAAUACAUAUCUGUUGAUAAACCUUGGCGGAGAUGCAUGGCUGAGAGUCGGCAUAUGGCUGCUGAUAGGUGUUCUUGUCUACAUAUUCUACGGGCGAACCCGCAGCUCGCUAGUCGAUGUUGCGUAUGUCCCUGUGGCCAAGGCCGAUGUACGCAGGAGUUCAUCUGGUUUCAUGUCGUAGAAAAGAAAGAACCGUCACAUCUUAGAGCUGACAAAACCUUACCGGCCCUCAGCUGCGCAUAGAUGCGUAGUCGGAUAUCAGCCAGCCCGGAAGGGCAUGUUGAAUUGUUGGAGCUUAGUCAACCACAGGGUCUCAUUGAUGCAGUUUUUUGGGGGCGUGCAUGAGAAAGAUCAGCUUACAGACUAGAGUUUGGAUUGGGUAGUCUAGUGUGUGAUUGUUUGUAAUUCAUUCAUUCAUGUAGUAUAAGCAAGCAAGCCCCUUGUACCCGAACGGGUCAAUACUGACUGAAAAGAGAUGAUGGAAUCUUACAGAAAUUGCAACAGAAACCA